AAACUCGCAGCUGUCCUCGUUUUGCUGUUUGAGAAAGAUGGAGCCCUGCGAGUUUUGUUAACCACUCGUUCCAAGUCGCUCCGAGCACAUCCCGGCCAAACUGCGUUUCCUGGAGGCAAGGUUGAUCCAACGGAUCGCGACCUUGUUGCUGCCGCACUUAGAGAGGCAAACGAGGAAGUGGCACUUCCUUUGAACAGCCCAUACGUUUACGUCCUAAACGCUUUUCCCCCGUUCUUGUCUGCCUCUCAACUCCUUGUCACGCCAAUCGUAGCCUUUUUAUCUGAGCCCUCAAUUAUUGACAGUCUAAUACCAUGCGCUGGGGAGGUAGACACCAUUUUCGACCAUCCUUUAGAGGCGAUUCUGGACCCGUCUUUGAUGGAUGGGGAGCCUAUGGUCCCGUUACACAGCGAGCAUUGGCCGUAUGACUCAGAGUUCCAUCACCCCUCCGAUGUUGCGUUGGAGGCUUUUGACAACUUCCUCUACCGAAUGCAACGUUUCCGCUCAUGUGCCUCCCCUGUGAAGGGUCUGACGGCAGACAUUUUGAUACUUGUGGCAGAACUUGCCUAUGGGAAACGUUGUGCUUACGAACGUCACCCGCCCGGCCACGAGGACACUUAUGCUCGGCUAGUCAUCACACGCAUGCGCCAAUUCGAACAGGCGACAUCAGCGCAGAUACCAAAGGACGCUGACGAGCCCGUUACCUCCGCUGAAUCGCUUCCAGUGUAA
Messenger RNA from Coniophora puteana RWD-64-598 SS2, 726 nucleotides. RefSeq lists its product as uncharacterized. Gene Ontology annotation, molecular function: coenzyme A diphosphatase activity; acetyl-CoA hydrolase activity; manganese ion binding. The record is from RefSeq and is a predicted model, not a curated record. The transcript has 4 exons. Gene Ontology annotation, biological process: coenzyme A catabolic process; nucleoside diphosphate metabolic process. The annotation marks the transcript as partial. NCBI's taxonomy places the organism in Eukaryota, Fungi, Basidiomycota, Agaricomycetes, Boletales, Coniophoraceae.